Molecule: messenger RNA, 1287 nt
Organism: Thalassophryne amazonica
Lineage: Eukaryota; Metazoa; Chordata; Actinopteri; Batrachoidiformes; Batrachoididae
Gene: hs3st3l
Product: heparan sulfate (glucosamine) 3-O-sulfotransferase 3-like
Exons: 3
Coding region: 182-1273 (363 amino acids)
Molecular function (GO): [heparan sulfate]-glucosamine 3-sulfotransferase activity
Source: RefSeq, a predicted model, not a curated record
UGGACACGCAAAAUAAAGCUGGUGGAAAGAGCGCGCGGUGACACACUCUCCAAGAAUCACGGGGGCGCGUCAGCCUUCUAAACACAAUGUGAGCUGGCAGUUUUGUUUUGUUUGUUUUUUUGUUUAUUUGCUUGUUUGUUUUAGUUAGAAUGGCCCCAAACCUCACGCGGAUCUCUCAGGGAUGGCAGCUUUUCACCAUCACCAUCAUCACCCUCUGAGCGCGGACCUGCGGAGGCUCUUCCACCGGCUCACCAUCGCGUCCUCCCUCAGCAUCCUCUGCUUCUCCUUGGUUUAUCUCCUCACUGGAUGCUGUCAACCGGAGUUGGCACAAAACGCCGAGGUCGGGCCACCCGUGCGCGAGUUCGUUGCGAAGGGAUGGCCGUACGUGACAAACGGAAGCGGCGCGUUUCCAAAGGAUGGCACGGGCGCGGUUGGCGAAGGCGCGUCCGAAAGUCUUUCCGCGCUGGAGGCGAACAGCUCCGGGAAAGAAUGGACGGCCACGCGGAGGUUACCCCAGGCUCUGAUCAUAGGCGUUAAAAAAGGAGGCACAAGGGCUCUGCUGGAGUUUCUGCGACUCCACCCGGACAUCCGCGCCCUGGGGUCGGAGCCACACUUCUUUGACCGGCAUUACGCACGGGGCCUGGACUGGUACAGAAGUUUGAUGCCUAAAGCGCUGGAAGGCCAGAUCGUUAUGGAAAAGACGCCUCGCUAUUUUGUUGCCAUGGAAACGCCUCCGCGAGUCCAUGCCAUGUCACAGGAUGUGAAGCUGAUAGUGGUGGUCCGUGACCCCGUGACCCGAGCCAUAUCGGACUACACACAGAUUAUCUCCAAGACCCCCGACAUCCCUCCGUUUGAGAACCUCGCCUUCAAAAACCGCACAACGGGUCAGAUCGACUCUCAGUGGAGCCCCCUGUGGAUCGGCCUGUAUGCUCAGCACCUGGAGCGCUGGCUGGCGUGGUUCCCCAGGACUCAGAUCCACAUGGUCAGCGGGGAGAGGCUCAUCUCCGACCCGGCUGGAGAGCUGGGGAAAGUCCAGGACUUUCUGGGUCUCCAGAGGAUCAUUACAGACAAACACUUCUAUUUCAACAAAACCAAAGGCUUCCCGUGCCUGAAGAAGCCGGAGGGAAGCAGUAAGCCUCACUGCCUGGGGAAGACUAAAGGGAGGACACACGCCUCCAUUGACCCGGAGGUGAUGCAGAGACUUCGGGAGUUCUACAAGCCACACAACCAGCGAUUCUAUCAGAUGGCAGGUCAGGACUUUGGAUGGCAAUGACCCACCUGACUGGG